AAACUUGUCUGCAACCAGCAAUAAACAGGUUUGCACUGAAGUCAGUUCCACUGCAAAUUGUGGAGGAAACUCAUUAUUUCAGUGCUUCUUGCCUGGACUUGCACCAAACAUCAUUGAAGACAGCACAAUGUAACUGACAGCUGUCAACAGGUGGUGGUGCUGUUUGUGGUGUUCCUCAUCCACAUUGGGAGUAACUGAUUUGGUUUGGAGACAAUCAAACGACGAUGGAUUUGAAGUGGAGUACAGUUUGGUUUCAAGAGCUGUGCAGGUUCAUCCCCUAUCUGCUGAGCGUCUGUAUUUAUUUUGUAUUGGCACCGCAGUCUUCCUGCCCCUUGUGGAUGAAGGCCCUCCUCAAAUGCAUACCCAUUUUGUUUCUGUGCACAUACAUCUUGACCCGUGGAAUAAACAUGUGCACACAUUCCAAAGCUCAAAAGCUUAUUGCAGGCCUCCUAUUUUCAGCAGCAGGAGAUAUCUUCCGCACGACUUCUACGCAGCUGUAUCACUUCUAUGGAGACUCCAUGUUUGGCCUCACACAUGUUUUCUACAUCUGGAUGUUUGGUGCAGAACCUUUAAAUCUGCUGGCAGGCUUUUACCUGAUGGCUAUUGGCACCAUAUACUUACUGUUCCUCAACAGAUGCCUUUGGGAUCAAAAGCCCAUCCAGUGGACAACCUACAUCUACAUCAGCUUAAUUGGAACUAUGGCCUGGCGUGCUAGCGCUGGUGCACUCUUCAAUCAGCACUGGUCUUGGAUAAAAUUAUCUGGUACUAUUGGAGGAAUGCUUUUUAUGGUAUCUGAUUUUACCUAUGCUGUCAGCAUGUAUUGCUUUCCUGCGUCCAACUUUGGAUUGAUUGCAGCUACCUAUUAUGCAGCACAGAUGCUUAUCUCACUUUCGGCUGUAAACACUAAGAGUCAGGUUAUAAAAAAGUGAAAAGAAAGGAACUUGCCAUUGUCUUAAACUAAGAAGGGUUUUGCUGGCUGUGUGUAUGUCAUUCUGCACCUGAUAAGAUAUUGAGGUAAUGGCUCAUUGAAAAUAAAAGGUCAAUUAUUUUUAUUGAA
Carcharodon carcharias (great white shark) is the source of this 1057-nucleotide messenger RNA. RefSeq names its product lysoplasmalogenase-like protein TMEM86A. The record is from RefSeq and is a predicted model, not a curated record. The coding region runs from base 225 to 929 and encodes 234 amino acids. Gene Ontology annotation, cellular component: membrane. The transcript is spliced from 3 exons. NCBI's taxonomy places the organism in Eukaryota, Metazoa, Chordata, Chondrichthyes, Lamniformes, Lamnidae.